Molecule: messenger RNA, 1236 nt
Organism: Histoplasma mississippiense
Lineage: Eukaryota; Fungi; Ascomycota; Eurotiomycetes; Onygenales; Ajellomycetaceae
Exons: 3
Coding region: 1-1236 (411 amino acids)
Molecular function (GO): catalytic activity
Source: RefSeq, a predicted model, not a curated record
AUGAGGGACACACUAAACCUCCUACAAUAUAACGUGCACAACUCUGCGAGAGUUAUGGUCAAUGUGUAUGCACCUCCUCCAGGGGGCUACAGCAGUGAACCGGAGGAAUCCCCCAUAGGCCAGCUGCAGGAGGUAGCCGGAAUGGGCACAGAUGCAGAGCUGGUCAUAUUAGGAGAUCUUAAUGUCCACCAUGAGAGGUGGGGAGGGGUGAGAGUAGAAAAAAACUUCCGCAUGGCAUGGCAGCUAAUAGCACAGGUGGAUAGGCUGGGUCUCCAGCUUGCCACACCUGUAGGGGCUACCACAUGGCAGGACAGAGGCAGCCCAGGGACGACUAUAGACCUCACCUUUCUAUCACCACUCCUGCACGACAAGCUCAGGAGGUGUGCAAUAGCGGAGGAGGCAUGCAAAGGAUCUGACCAUAAGCCCAUGGAAACAACACUGGAAAUCACACCCAUCCCAAAGGAGGCUGAGAGACGAAACUGGAAGGAUGCGGAGCCUGAGGAGGUAGCAAGGGACUGCCAAAAGCUAUAUGUGCCACAAAGCCUGGACUCCAGGCAAGCAGUCAAGGAGUAUGCAGACUACCUGGUAGGAUUUGUAGGGACAUUAGCGGACAAACACGCCACCAUUGAUGUGGGGACUAGCAAAAUGGGGCAAGGAAAGAAGCCAUCUGCCCCCACAGGCACCUACUGCCCCCCCCUGAGAACAGGGGAAGGGGCUGACGCGACGGUAGAAACCUCUUUUGAGGGGAAGGCUGAGGCAUUACGACAACGGUUCUUCCCACAGCCAGAGCCCGCCGACUUAAGUGACACCAAUAUGGAGCUGCUGCAAGCUGAAAGGGAAGCGUCAAAUGACACCAUCAGUGUGGAGGACAUGGAAAGCCUGAUCCAGAGACUGCCAAACAGGAAGGCACCAGGGAGGAGUGGGAUCACCAACGAGUUCCUUAAGAUGCUGGGCAAAACAUUUGUGGAGGCCAUAACAGCUCUCACCAAUGCAUGCUGGCAUUGGGAGACUUACCCAGACACGUUUAAGGAAGCCAAGACAGUGGCCUUGCGCAAGCCAGGGAAGGCUGACUACCAGACUGCAGGAGCGUGGAGACCCAUUGCCUUGCUGGACACAAUAGGGAAGAUUGUGGAGGCAGCAACUGCAAAACGCCUGCGGAAGAUCGCGGAGGACCACAACCUGCUACCCUCACAGCAAAUGGGGGCAAGAAGGGGCAGGUCCACGAAACAGCCAUAG